CGGGAAAGGAGGAGGAGCCGCCGCCGCCCCGGCGCUGCCUUCUCGGGCCGUCCUCCUUCCGCUUGCGGCCCCGAGGAGCGUCAUGGCCAGCUACUCCAGGGCCGCCCAGCAAUGGGCCACAUUCGCCAGAACAUGGUUUCUUCUAGAUGCGAAGAUGCAGCCACCUGGCAAAAUUGCAGCAGUGGCUGCCAUCAGACUCGAAGGGAGACACAAACCUGUGUUCCAUGCGCUGAGUGAUCUUGGAGAUCAUGUUGUCAUAAUCAACACAAGACAUAUUGCCUUUUCUGGUAACAAAUGGGAGCAAAAGACAUAUGCAUCACAUACUGGAUACCCUGGUGGCUUCAAACAGGUAACAGCAAAGCAGUUGCAUCUUAAAGACCCAACAGCAAUUGUAAAGCUGGCUAUUUAUGGCAUGCUUCCCAAAAACCUUCUGAGGAGAACCAUGAUGCAAAGGCUGCAUCUCUUUGCUGAUGAUGUUAUCCCUGAAGACAUACGUAAGAAUCUUGUAGAGGAGCUUCAACAACCGCGCAGAGUGCCCAAGAGAUUAGAUGAAUAUACACAAGAGGAAAUCGAGAGUUUCCCAAGAGUCUGGAAUCCGUCUCAAUCUUUAAAGAUAAAAUAGUGAGAGAAGUGAAAAAGCCUGAGACUAAGAAAUCAACCUGCCUGACAUCUUUAUGCUCUCAGGAAUUCAUAGUUUGGUGACCUGCCUAAAUGUUUAAUUUAAACUAUCUGCAUUGUAAUAUAUUUUUCAGUUAUCAGCAGUAUUGCUUGAUAAAUAAAAUGAGACGUGCUUGUUUCUGUA
Messenger RNA from Pogona vitticeps (central bearded dragon), 802 nucleotides. It is a transcript of the gene MRPL13, whose product is annotated as mitochondrial ribosomal protein L13. Gene Ontology annotation, biological process: translation; negative regulation of translation. The record is from RefSeq and is a predicted model, not a curated record. Gene Ontology annotation, cellular component: mitochondrial large ribosomal subunit; ribosome. Lineage: Eukaryota; Metazoa; Chordata; Lepidosauria; Squamata; Agamidae. Gene Ontology annotation, molecular function: mRNA binding; structural constituent of ribosome.